Messenger RNA from Salvia miltiorrhiza (redroot sage), 1177 nucleotides. RefSeq names its product zinc finger protein GIS3-like. The record is from RefSeq and is a predicted model, not a curated record. The transcript has a single exon. Gene Ontology annotation, cellular component: nucleus. Gene Ontology annotation, biological process: cytokinin-activated signaling pathway; trichome differentiation; gibberellic acid mediated signaling pathway. Gene Ontology annotation, molecular function: DNA-binding transcription factor activity; transcription cis-regulatory region binding. The coding region runs from base 366 to 974 and encodes 202 amino acids. Lineage: Eukaryota; Viridiplantae; Streptophyta; Magnoliopsida; Lamiales; Lamiaceae.
UGAAUUACAAAUUAGUUAAGGAUGAAAAAGAAAAAGGCGUUGAGAUGAUAAUGUGAAGAAGAGAAGGAGAAACUCGGAAAUAUGAUGUUGAUCGAAAGACAAAUGCAAUCCAUUGGGUCCCCAAGUGCUCCUAGGGAUGUCCGCACCGCAACCAUCUCUCUCUCACACACUCACACUCACACUCACACUCACACUCCCACAUAAAUUAAGUUGUAUAAAUACCCCACCCCACACAUGCAAGAAUCGCCUUAUAAAACCAAACCCCGCCUAGCUUUCUCUUUCUCCCCGCCUUCCAUCUUCAAACUCUGCUUCUCUCUUUCUCUCUCUAUACACACACAUAGGACUACCUACUUGUAGUUGUCUGUAUGUAUAGCAUGGCGGAGCUGGGCUACGAAAACAAGCCAUGCAACGCGCCCUUAAAGCUAUUCGGCUUCAACGUCACGGAAGAUCAAGACGAGGCCGGCAAGACGCCGUCGGGAUCACCGGAGCCCGCGGCGGCGGACGGCCGCAAGUACGAGUGCCAGUACUGCUGCCGCCAGUUCGCCAACUCGCAGGCCCUGGGCGGCCACCAGAACGCCCACAAGAAGGAGCGGCAGCAGUUCAAGCGGGCGCAAAUGCAGGCCACGCGCAACGCCGCCGUCUCCUACAUGCGCAACCCCAUCGUCUCCGCCUUCACCCCGCCCUCCCACCUCCUCGCCCCCGCCGCCACCUCGACCCCCUCCUGGGUCUACGUCCCACGCUCCGCGCCGCCCUUCCACGUGUCGCACGGCUGCGUGUUCCCCCCUUCCACCAGCGGGAGGGGCGCGUACACGGCCGCCGCUGCGGAUUCCAGCAUUGGGCCGCCGCAGCCCGUUAUGGCCCAGAAUGGGAGCCUAGAUGGGCCGUCUCUCAGUAGAUUUUCAAGUGAUGGGCCUAAUUUUGACGAUGCGUUUGGGCUGGAUCUGCAUCUCAGCUUGGCUCCGGCGGCGCCAUGACUAGACUCAGCUAGUAUUGAUAGCGCUCGGAUUCUGUACAUUUUUCUCAUUUAUUUAUUUAAUUUUUUUUUCUCUAUCUUCUUGCAUCCAUUAAUUAUUUCUAUAAUUCGGAAAUUAUGGGUCCAACAUUGUAAAGUAUUUUAUUCGAAUUGGAUGUACAUACGUUGUCUGAGUAUGAAAUGACUAGCCAGAAUUAAAUCCCA